AUUUGUCUUAGUAUAAAUCAAAAUCGCAGACGUUCAUAUUGUAUUAAUCACGAGUGUAUAAUUUUCACUUAAUGUAAUGAGUCUUAAAAAGCAUCGAAAGGUGAACAAAACAUCCCAACAUAAUGAAAGUGCAAAAAAGUUGUUUAAAGACCCAUUGAUAGAGGGAGUUCGUUGGAUAGAACGGUAUGCCUCUACGAUCGAUAAAUUCUGGAGUACUUUGCCAGAAUAUAUUCGCAAUUCUUUGGCAACGUUGGCGAUAUUUCUGAUGGCGAGCAGCAUAAAAGGUGAUUGGAUUGCGAUUGUAGUACAUUUGGUCAAACACUUCAACGGGGCAGACCAAGCGCCAAAUAAUACCAUUGUCCGGGAGAAUGGAACAGAUGGCACCAAAGCAGACGAUGUACUUGAGUAUCUGAACCUGAAAGGCUUGCCUCAUUAUCUCAGUUUGGCAAUCACCGGUUCGUUCAUAAUCUAUUUCGGAGUCGGUGGGUUCAUUCACUGGUACUACUAUGUCAAUAAACGUGACCGACCUCAUGAAUGGAAAUGCCAACCAGAGAAAUUUUUAUCGCCUGAGCUUGAACUGCAUGAAAUUUUUGUAGGAGGGUUUUCGAUGCUGAUAAUGAGCUGUCUUAGCGGAAUUCUAUCAUGCUACGCUAUGAACAAUGGAAGGCUGUUUACCUUAUAUUAUGGAUGGGAUGAGUAUGGCUGGUGGUGGUUCUUCGCUCAGAUAGUUGUGAUAUUUUUGUAUCAGGAUUACCUGACAUACUGGUUACAUCGCAUUUAUCAUUGGCCAUUUCUUUACAAGCAUUUUCAUAAACUACAUCAUACCUACAAACAACCAACUGCUUUCUCAGUGACUGCGAUCCAUCCUGUUGAGAUCUUACACGUGCAGUUAACGAUGUUGCUGCCUAUCUUCACCAUUCCAACACAUUGGGCGGCAUUCUACUUCGUUGAAAUUUAUACAUACGCACAUGGUAUUCUGAACCACAGUGGAGUGAACAUCAAAUCCUUUUGGUGGCAGCCUUGGCAACCGGAUACAAUGUUUCACGACAAUCACCACCAGUAUUUUCACGUUAACUUUGGCUUCAACAUUGGCCUGUGGGAUGUCAUACACGGCACCUAUCGCAGAAAGGAUCGUGUCUAUUCCGAGGAAAUUUAUGGAGGAAAAGGAAAGGAUUUCAAGGAAGCUAGCCAGUUGGAGCUUGAGAAGGACAUCGCCGAACGGAAACUGGAAAAUCCCAAUGCAUACCGGAAUAAUGUACACCAGUACGAUUUGGACGAAAGGGAAAUUACAGAUCUGAUAAAGCAAAAUAAAAAACUAAAAUCUAAUUGAAUAAAUAG
This is a messenger RNA of Aedes aegypti (yellow fever mosquito), 1338 nucleotides long. RefSeq names its product putative Delta(7)-sterol-C5(6)-desaturase 2. Gene Ontology annotation, molecular function: iron ion binding; C-4 methylsterol oxidase activity. The transcript has 7 exons. Lineage: Eukaryota; Metazoa; Arthropoda; Insecta; Diptera; Culicidae. Gene Ontology annotation, biological process: sterol biosynthetic process. Bases 77 to 1330 code for a protein of 417 amino acids. The record is from RefSeq and is a predicted model, not a curated record.